This is a messenger RNA of Atta colombica, 719 nucleotides long. RefSeq names its product cell death-inducing p53-target protein 1. Lineage: Eukaryota; Metazoa; Arthropoda; Insecta; Hymenoptera; Formicidae. The coding region runs from base 195 to 572 and encodes 125 amino acids. The transcript is spliced from 4 exons. Gene Ontology annotation, molecular function: zinc ion binding. The record is from RefSeq and is a predicted model, not a curated record.
CAAUGUGAAUUCACCAUACUCUCUGAUAGUCGAAAAUCCACAGCACAAGCACAAGGCAAGAAAAAGAAAAGAAGUUUGUGCCGUUUGUGAGUGCUAGUAAGUGCUGCAUAUUAAACGUGUGCUGCGUGUGCCUCUAACAGUCUCUAUUGGAAUCGUUGGGAAUCCGAUAAUCAAACGAAAGAUAGAAGGAAACCAUGCAUAAGAAUGGACCACCACCGCCUUAUGAACCACCACCUUAUGCACCACCUGCUUAUUCUCAAAAUGUAGGAGGCGUUCCUCCAGCUAGUCCAUUUACACCAGCACAAACUUAUGGAAACGGACCUACUAUAGUCACGACUAUUGUUCCAGUUGGGCCACAGUCGACUCAUACAAUUUGUCCACACUGCCAUGCUGAAAUAGAUACGGUGACAAAAACUGAACCUGGCAUGAUCGCUUAUAUCUCAGGUGUUAUUAUAGCACUGUUGGGAUGUUGGUUUGGUUGCUGCUUGAUUCCCUGUUGUAUAGAUGAAUGUAUGGAUGUUCAUCAUACUUGUCCAAACUGUAAAGCUUAUUUGGGUCGUCAUAGAAGAUAAAUGGAUUGCAUUUGAAUAUUGAAAUGUUUAUGAUACCACCAAUUAUAUACUAAACUCGAAUUUAACUUCAUACAUUUUAGGGGAUACCUCUAUAUGAAAGAGAAAGAAAGAUGUAGCUCCAAUUAGAUAUCAGUUCAUUCAAUUCAG